This is a messenger RNA of Rhizoctonia solani, 1533 nucleotides long. RefSeq lists its product as uncharacterized. The record is from RefSeq and is a predicted model, not a curated record. The transcript is spliced from 5 exons. The coding region runs from base 1 to 1533 and encodes 510 amino acids. Lineage: Eukaryota; Fungi; Basidiomycota; Agaricomycetes; Cantharellales; Ceratobasidiaceae.
AUGAUAUCCCACCGAAGCAAAAAGCCCUCGACACCGUCCGAGAUGACGGCUAUGGUCGCCGCCGCCGUUACACACAGCUUUGAUAUGAUAAAAGAGGACCCGGGAAGUGCCCCCCGAUCCCUUUCUCGUUCCCAUUCGUUCGACGAUCGGUCGUAUGUGCGGUUCCCACUAGGACCUGCACUUGCUCCAGGUGUCCACCUCAACUGGGAUCCACCUGCCCGUCUCCCCCUCGUCACGAGCACAAACCCCAACAGAGACAUCUCCACGGUCUCGAGCCGUAGACUCCACCCAAGCUACCCCCCUCCCCCUCCUGUUCGCUCCAGGGCAUUUUUCGACGUUGUGCUUGCCCCUCCGGUCGACAUACCUGCAAAGAAGACCGAUGCUACACUUACCGAUUUGCAUGCCCCGUCAAAGCCUACCCCAGUGACCUCACGUCGCGCUGCUCCCGCUGGUAGUUCUGGCAAAAAGAAGAAGAAAAAGGCUACCAAGCGCAGAGAGCCCACUCCCGAGCCUGAGUCCUCGUCGUCCGAAGAUGAAUCUGUAUACGACCUCGGGUACGAAAGCAACGAGGAGGAUGUCCCUGCCCCUGCCCGCGGGCCGGUCAAGCUUAUAAAAGAUGGAGAUAUAUUCAACCAACCAGACAUUCCCAUCUCAGAUGUUCGAGAUGACUACUCCCUUAAAACCUGCCUUAACACCCGCAUGCAAUUUGAUCGUGAGUAUUCAAGACACACAAGACCUAUUAAAAAAUUCCUGGCUACGAAGCCCAGCCGGUUUUCAGCGCGGAAUCUAGUGGGGUCUGUGCCAGUGCUGCCAGUACGCAAAUCGAGUCGACUCGCCGCCACUCGCUCUGCCACACCGGCAUCUACAGACAUGGAUUCGGCGACCGAUAUUUCUAUCUCCUUUGCUGCCGGAUCCAGCCGUGCUGUGUCCGUUGCCUCGACGACAGCGACAACCCCACGCAGUCAACCUAGGCCUAAACCCAAGCCCAAAAUACCGCGCUCAAAAUCGACGCCCCGGCUCAGCACUAGUUCGAAUUCCAGCCGGGACCAGUCGACCCCCCAACCUAUAUCUACCAGCAUCGCAUACUCGCCAGACGAUCCACCGCCACCCGCCCCAACAAACCAAUGGUUCCUCGAUUUUGUGGACUGGGUAUUUAGGCAAAACGUGCGCGCUGGCAAGGCCGAAAUUUGUCAGGAUAUUUUCCAGCAGGCUCCACAUCAUCGACUCGAAAGCUGGAAGUCUUACUGGCGGGACCAUAUCUCACAGGUCGAAAUGCUACGAAACCGGGCUCGCGAAAGGUUGGUCAAUCCAGAGGUCAAGCGCAGAACGACGGUUCACCCCUCACGGUCGGCAUCAAUCUCGAGUGAUGGAGUACCAACCCUCGAAAGGGAGGCGAACAGAGCCUCUGAGGGGUUAUGGCAACUUGCCGAAGUGGCCGAGUCGCAGGGCACGACCUUAAACCGUGGUAGGUCGAACAAACGAGUGGCAGACGAUACCACCGCACAGCGAUGCACCAAACGCUCCCGGGCCUAA